CCUUUCCUCCCCAGAGCUUAUUUGAUGGGGAAGCCGCCAACUGCGGCAAGAUUUUCUUGGGAUCUCACUUCAAGUUGUGCCCAGCAGCGUCAUGGCUCGUGGGGCAGAAUGAACCACCGGGGACCAGAGGUGAAGGAAAUCUUGUUUGCACCCCCUGCACACCAAAGGAAUUACGAAAUCAAACCAAGAAGGAAGACGAGCGAGGCCGUGUGUAAUACGGAGCCUGGUCGAAAACGCAAGCGUGACAAGCGAGAAUCAGGGGAGAAUGUUGGCAGGAAACGGGGCAAAGGUGCUCGGGUUGCAGGAAAUAUGCUAAAACCUGUUAUUUCGUCCAGGAGUUAUUCUCGAGACAGGCUCACUGUAGGCCGAUAUCACGUGAGGAAACAAGUUCUGUUCACUAAUUUAGUCAACCGAUAGCUUCCAUCAAUUCAUGGAACAGGGCUUUUCAAGAAGGGUCGCGCCUCGCACCCGGUGAAAUCCGGCCGUUCGUUCCGCGAGCUCCCGGAAGCGUAUAUUUGGCUAACGACUGAGCCGAACAGUAUCGGAUUUGGUUUUUUCAGAAAUGAGGUUUCUUGCGGAAACCCGUGAGGACCAAGCCGCCCCGGAUCGGCCAGAAAUACCGGUGGUGUCCGGGGGUGAGGAGUUUUUGCGCGUGUCACUGGGGUCGGAGGUUUCACAGUCUGAUAGUGCACAGAAAUCCUCGGGCAUCACCCAUGGUGACGAAGUGGCCCAUGUUACGGAAAUGCAAGGUAAAGUUAAGCAUGGGUUGAUACCAACGAGCCUUGCCCAGUUAAACGGGGGUCGUACGACCACUGAACUUCCGCAACUGCGUUGUGUUACUCAGAAAAAGGUAGUACCAGGCCCUGCCUCCGAUGUUGGGGAUUUCUUCGGGGCACUACAAACUCUGUUGUCCCCUGCCCAUACGGCAAGUAAGCGAAUAAUGCCAGGCAGGACGAGCAGCAACAAGCCCAAGUUAAUCGUUGCGAACGCGAGCGCAGGAAGAGGAUCUCAGGGCUUGAAAGGGUCGGUGGAUGAGAGACUUCGAAAACACGUGCCCGGGCAAUCACAAGCUGUGUCCCCAUCGCUUGAAGUAGGAGGAUUACAGUUGAGAGGAACAGAAAAAGCGGAGGGUGUUUUUUUUGGAAUCCGGGGGGAUGUACGAAGGCCCACAAAGAGCGGAAGCGACGGAGAAUAUAAGGUGUGAGAAUAGUCAUUUGAAUAGGCUCGGAGGGGCUAUCAACCGCUAGUGUUAACUUUUGCCAGGAGCAGUGGUCAUCGUCACCGCUUUCAGCUCUCCUGCGUGUCUGUUCUGCUGCGCCCGACGAGGCAGACAGUAGGCGGAAUAUGGGAUCAUUGGCCCCUCACGUGAUGGAAUCUGCCUCCAGGGCACCGCCGGUACGAAUCAAGGAAAUGUUAGGACGUGAUGAGGCUAGAGAUCAAGCGGGCGGGCUGAGAUAUAAUGGGAGAGUUUAUGAUGAUAAUGAAUGGGGAGGGGCGCGGGGAGUGACCUGCUGCGAAAAAGCUAAAUAUGAAGACAGGGAAGGGCAAAUACAAUACCGGGGGGACGGCUGGAGCGUUCGCGGAUCCGGAAGACAGAUUGGUUCCGAUGAGGGACAAGGUGGGGGAGUUGGGGCGAAGAGCAGGAGGGGUUUGGCGAGAGUAGGACAAGCAACGCCCUUUAACGUUCUCUCGCCGUGCGACCAAGAAUGGCUUGACAACAGCGGCUCAGGAUGUCUACGGGCGGAGUAUCUAGGAGCUAACUCCCCCGGAGGAUUGACUAGCGCAGGCACAAUAGCACGUAUUGAGGAGGAAGUGGAGGAAAUGUCAGCGGACAAGUCGCCCGGUAUACCUUGUUGGGAUUGGAUUGACAACCCUCCGGAAGGCACUGAAAUCAUGCAAGAUUCACCUAAAGGGCCUGAUAUCCUAGAAACGAAACACGUGAUAUCAGGGGUAAACGAAGGAUACAAAGAGGACCAAUAUUGUUCCUAUAGCCGUAGGCUUAUGGAAGACAAUGGCGGGUUUCAAACGUUACCAGCUUCUGCAAACCCCGGUGCGCAUAUAUUGGGUAGGAAAUUCUGGAGACCGAAUCUACGCGCGUGAGCGGACUUGCGCUAAAAGAACGGAUGUGGGAAUAGGGGCUAUAGGCCAUGCAGGGGAGGGGAGAGGUCUUAGACAAACACAAUGGGAAUCUUGGCGCCCAUGUCAUGAGACAGUUGGUGGAAAUUUUUGGGAGAGAGUACGGCAGAGAGGUCAAAGGCGAGUGAGAUGGGAUAUGAUAGUGAAGAAAACUAUCACAGACUGUAAGCUUUGUUAUUAUUAUUAUUACAUAGCUUUAAGCUUAGUGUAAGACCA
This is a messenger RNA of Tuber aestivum (summer truffle), 2352 nucleotides long. The record is from the annotation of a GenBank genome assembly. Lineage: Eukaryota; Fungi; Ascomycota; Pezizomycetes; Pezizales; Tuberaceae.